Indicator indicator is the source of this 1329-nucleotide messenger RNA. It is a transcript of the gene SERTAD2, whose product is annotated as SERTA domain containing 2. The record is from RefSeq and is a predicted model, not a curated record. The coding region runs from base 45 to 986 and encodes 313 amino acids. Gene Ontology annotation, molecular function: transcription regulator activity. Gene Ontology annotation, cellular component: nucleus. Lineage: Eukaryota; Metazoa; Chordata; Aves; Piciformes; Indicatoridae. The transcript has 2 exons.
UCCGGCUCCAUGCGUUAGUUCUCAGGUGGAGCUGCAUGUGAUAUAUGUUGGGGAAAGGAGGAAAGCGGAAGUUUGAGGAGCAUGAAGAUGGGUUGGAAGGCAAAGUGGUGUCUCCCACUGACGGUCCCUCUAAGGUGUCUUACACCUUACAGCGUCAGACUAUCUUCAACAUUUCCCUUAUGAAACUGUAUAACCACAGGCCAUUAACCGAGCCCAGCUUGCAAAAGACAGUUUUAAUUAACAACAUGUUAAGGCGCAUCCAGGAAGAACUGAAACAAGAAGGCAGCUUGAGGCCCGUGUUCGUGACCGCUUCGCAGCCCGCCGACCCCCUCAGCGACAACUUCCGCGAGGCCCAGCCGGCGUUCAGCCAUCUCUCCCAGCCCCUCCUCACCACUGACUUUGUAAGCACUACGCCCCUGGAGUCUUGCCUCACCCCGGCCUCUUUGCUGGAGGAUGACACUUUUUGCACUUCGCCGGCUGCCCAGCACGAUGGUCCCACAAAACCGCCCCCUCCUGCUCUCCAAGCAGUAAAGGACAGCUUCUCCUCAGCCUUGGACGAAAUCGAGGAGCUCUGUCCAGCACCUACCUCCGCAGAGGCAGUAGCAGCCGAAACGGGAGCCCAGGACUCUAAGGAGCACCCCAGCGAGUCCAACCUUCAAAAGCCCGAGGGCUUCCCGGAGAGCAGAACAGCUGAAUCGAAACUCAUGGACUCCCUACCUGGCAACUUCGAGAUCACGACUUCCACAGGGUUCCUCACAGACUUGACCCUGGAUGACAUCCUGUUUGCUGACAUUGACACGUCCAUGUACGAUUUUGACCCCUGCACGUCUGCCACAGGGGCUGCCUCAAAAAUGGCUCCUGUCUCAGCAGAUGAGCUCCUCAAAACCCUCGCUCCCUACAGCAGUCAACCAGUGACUCCAAAUCAGCCUUUCAAAAUGGACCUCACAGAACUGGAUCACAUCAUGGAGGUGCUCGUUGGGUCUUAAAACAUAGAAAUAUAGCAAGUUUUGGGUUGUUUUGUUGUUUUGGUUAAUGUUCAUUUGAAGUCCCCAGUAUAUUACACACUUGGUAGUGUUUCCAUGGUCCCUUCCCAGCGCCGAUUUCAGCAGCACUGUGCAUGCGUCCUUUGCUUGCCUUUCUUUGGAAGAGAAAAAGGAUCCCACACUAGUCUUUUGCUUCAAGCAGAGUUGGAGUGCCUUCAUCCACCUAUGACCACUUCUAAUGUAUUUUAAUUUUUUAUUUUAUUAAAGUGGUUCCUCAAGGAAGACCGAAAAAUCCUGCUAUAGGAAAGGAUAUUGUAAAACAAUGUUAUUACCAAAAAAACAAAAA